GACAAAGUAUGUCGUCCAGUUCCUCUUCCUUCACGGGGCAGAAGCGGGGCCGCGAAGUUACGUGUCUGCCUUGCCAUAAGUGCAAAGCCCAACGGCGUGUGUUGUUUGGUCUAGCAGAUGGGUGCACGUUAAAACGUGGAAUGGAUACGUGGGAACGUUUUGAAUGUAGGUACAUUGGUGUCUUGUGUGGACACGGUCAGAAAGAGUCUGCGUCCUAUCUCACCUCGCGAGCUGUCGAGCGCGUCGCUGCAGUAUUUGGCAUUUCGGCAGAGUCACUAACUACGAAUACCGCGCGCGCGGGGAAUAUCCAAGAAGAGUUGAC
Amoebophrya sp. A25 is the source of this 322-nucleotide messenger RNA. Lineage: Eukaryota; Dinophyceae; Syndiniales; Amoebophryaceae. The record is from the annotation of a GenBank genome assembly.